This is a messenger RNA of Cyprinodon tularosa, 2742 nucleotides long. RefSeq names its product interferon regulatory factor 2 binding protein-like (gene irf2bpl). The record is from RefSeq and is a predicted model, not a curated record. Gene Ontology annotation, molecular function: transcription corepressor activity. NCBI's taxonomy places the organism in Eukaryota, Metazoa, Chordata, Actinopteri, Cyprinodontiformes, Cyprinodontidae. Gene Ontology annotation, biological process: regulation of transcription by RNA polymerase II. Gene Ontology annotation, cellular component: nucleus.
AGAUGGAAGGAGCAUCCUGUUGCAGAGGGGUCCCUGCUCCUCCGGGCGGUGUGGCUGAGGGGGGCGGGGCCCUGUGAGGCUGCAGGAACAAACCACAACACCCCCCCUCCUUCUGCACACUCUGCUGCAACAUCACCGGGGAGGAACAAUAACCUGGGAGCGGAGCAGCCUGCCGCCUUUAUUCUCUGAUUUUCGGGUUUUUGGAGCAGGAGGAGGAGGACAGGGAGGGAGACAGACGGAGGGAAGAUGUCCUCCCUGCAGGUCUCCUCGUCCCGCAGACAGUCCUGUUAUCUGUGCGACCUGCCCCGCAUGCCCUGGGCCAUGAUUUGGGACUUCACCGAACCCGUGUGUCGGGGCUGCGUCAACUACGAGGGCGCGGACCGGAUCGAGUUCGUCAUCGAGACGGCCCGCCACCUGAAGCGGGCUCAGGGCUUCCAGGACAGCCGGUCCUCCGCAGCGGCUCAGCCCGCUGCAGCCAAAGGCCAGGCGGUCCUACUGGGCGGGAAAGACCCGCUGGGGCAGCAGAACCUCUACCAGGCGGACGGACAGGGGAAGACUCAGCAGCCGGGCCUGGACCGGUACAACCCGGUACCGGACAGCCGAGCUCGCUUCGACUAUCCCGCGAACAGCUGCGGCAGCAGGCCGCCCAAUGGGUUCGGAGGGCUGAACGGCUUAAAGCCGGACGACGGACCGCCGGAGCUGAACCGGCAGAGUCCGAACUCCCGGAGCAAACCCAACGGUGGGCUGGUGCCGGUACCGGUACCGGUCCCGCCGAACCUCAUGCCUCAGACCGGCUCCAACGGACCGACACCGCACAGCCUGGCGGGCAGACCGCCCUCCGGCUCCAUGGUGGUGGUGUCACAGCCGGAACCGAGCGGGAAGCGACCCGCCUCCGUGUCCAGCAGCGACCAGGAGCGGGAGGUCAAGGAGAAGCAGCGGAACGCGGAGGCGCUGGCCGAGCUGAGCGAGAGCCUCCGGAACCGGCAGGAGGACUGGGCCAGUAAACCCAAACCGGUCCGGGACACGCUGGUCCUCCUGUCCGGCUGCACUCCGUUCGAUGUCCGCUUCAAGAAGGACCACGCGCUGCUGGGGCGGGUCUUCGCCUUUGACGCCGUGUCUAAAACCGGGCUGGACCACGAGCUGAAGAUCUUCAUCGAGUACCCGAGCGGCUCCGGGAACGUGUUCUCCAGCGCCUCCGGGGUGGCCAAGCAGAUGUACCAGGACUGCAUGAAGGACUUCGGCAGGGGGCUGUCCUCUGGCUUCAAGUACCUGGAGUACGAGAAGAAGCACGGCUCCGGGGACUGGCGGCUCCUGGGGGACCUGUUACCGGAGCCGCUGCGCUUCUUUAAAGAGGCUCUGGGUGAAGACAUGCUCCCGCAGCCGCACAUCGACGGCAGCUGUCCGCUGCUGCCGACAUGCCUGCUGGCCGCAGGCCGGGCUCCAUCCUCCGGCAGCGGCAGCAGCAGCAGGGCCGGGGCGCGGAAGAGGAAAGCCUCCCCAGAGCCGGACUGUGAGGCCGGCCUGAAGCUGGAGGAGCAGCAGAGGCAGCAGUGGAUCAGCAGCCAGAGCGAAGCUCUCAAACUCUCCAUGGCUGCGGGCUCGUUUGCCGGGCCGCCGCCCCCCCUCACCCAGGGCCACCCCGGCGGAUCCACCCCACCGGAGGCUGCGGCCCCCCAGAACAGGCAGUCCCCGAUGGCCGCGCUGCUGUCGGUGGCGGACACGCUGGGGACCGCCUACUCCCCCAGCAAGGACAGAGACUCGGUCCACUCCACCACCUCCUCCUCCAGACACAACAGCAGCAGCCCGGCGUCUCCUCCCUCCGUACCCGGCCAGAGGCGCCUCUCCUCCCGCAGCGGAGAAGCCGGGCUGCCGUCUCAGUCCGCCGGUUCCAUGGACCAGGUUCCGUCUCAGAGCGUCCCUGACUCUCCGAUGGCCAACAGCGGCCCUCUGUGCUGCACCAUCUGCCACGAGCGCUUAGAGGACACGCAUUUUGUCCAAUGUCCCUCUGUCUCCAACCACAAGUUCUGCUUCCCCUGCUCCAGAGAGAGCAUCAAGAACCAGGGGCCCUCUGGGGAGGUGUACUGUCCCAGCGGAGACAAGUGUCCCCUGCUGGGCUCCAAUGUUCCCUGGGCCUUCAUGCAGGGGGAGAUCGCCACCAUCCUGGCUGGAGAUGUGAAGGUGAAGAAGGAGAGGGACCCCUGAGAAGCAGGGGGGGGCCAUGAUGUCCACCUCACUGCAAGAGAAAAACAUAUCAGGACCACACGGUGGUUUUAUUCUGCUGCUGAGCCUCAAAAAAAACUUUUUCUAAGAAACCAGAAUCAGCUCUUAAAGCAUUUAAGCUGCAUCUCUGACGGCGUCACAGUUUUUAUAUCAUAAUGGAAACGUUUGUGCGUUAAAUUGUGCGAAUGGAGCCUGUGUGUUCGUGUUUUCUUUAUUUUACAGAAUCUGACUAAAUGAAGCAAUAUUCAGUUUUAGCUUUCUUUAAGGAAGCGCAGAAAUGGUGAUUAAAUACUUCCAGAUGAAUGAAGUUUGUUUUAUGUCAUGAACAUCUGUUUAUUGAUGUUUUACCACUUUGAAUACGUUUAGCAGAUUUCCUAUUUAAAGUGUGGUGUCAGUGCUGUUAAUGCAGUGAGGGACAGACUAAAGCUUCCUUCACUACUUUGUAUACAUGUUAAUAAAGUAUAUAAAGAGUGCUUGGAUGUGUAGAUCUCAGUAAACAUAAAUAAAGGGGGAGUUUGGUCA